Molecule: messenger RNA, 1054 nt
Organism: Melospiza georgiana
Lineage: Eukaryota; Metazoa; Chordata; Aves; Passeriformes; Passerellidae
Gene: ASB9
Product: ankyrin repeat and SOCS box containing 9
Exons: 7
Coding region: 170-1054 (294 amino acids)
Biological process (GO): positive regulation of protein catabolic process; protein ubiquitination; intracellular signal transduction
Molecular function (GO): protein binding
Source: RefSeq, a predicted model, not a curated record
GAGCUGCCGGCACCACGGCCGGGCCGCCGCCAGCGCUGCUCGGCUCAUGCGGGCACGGUCUGCGCCAGGGAGCGCUCCGGCCGCUGGGGGCUCGCCGGGAACGAUGGAAUUUGAACUCUGGGAACCGAGCACAAAGUGAAAAAACAGCGGCUGGGCAGACAGCGCUGAGAUGGAUGAUGAGAGAACAGAUCAGAAUACCAGCAAGCUGCACGGAGCUGGAGGCCAGGCGUGUGUAGCAGCGCCGGGUGCCCCGCGGAUGAGGGACUUUGUUUCAGACUGGUCUCCUUUACAUGAUGCUGCUAUCCAUGGGCGUCUGCUUUCCCUGAAGAAGCUCAUUGAACAGGGGAAUGAUGUCAAUCUUGUAACAGCAGACCAGGUGUCUCCUCUCCAUGAAGCCUGCCUAGGGGGUCAUGCUGCCUGUGCCAGUGUCCUGCUAAAACAUGGUGCUCAGGUGAAUGGAGUGACUGUUGACUGGCACACACCCCUGUUCAACUCCUGUGUCAGUGGCAGUGUGGCUUGCUUGAAUUUACUGCUGGAGCAUGGAGCCAGCCUGCAACCACCCUGUGACCUGGCAUCUCCCAUCCACGAAGCUGCUAAGAGAGGUCAUGUGCAAUGUGUCGAACUCCUUGCGUCCCGUGGGGUGAAUAUAGAUCACAACAUCAAGCACCUGGGUACUCCACUCUAUGUAGCAUGUGAGAGCCAGCAAGUGAGCUGUGCCAAGAAGCUGCUUGAGUCAGGAGCAAACGUGAACAGCGGCAAGGGCCUGGACUCCCCUCUGCACACGGCUGCCAGGAGUUGCAGCGUGGAGCUGGUGAAGCUGCUGGUGGACUUUGGAGCAGACCUGUGGCUGAAGAAUGCUGAAAACAAGAGGCCAGUGGAGCUGGUCCCACCUGGCUGCCCUCUGGGCCAGCUGUUCCUGCAGAGAGAAGGGCCACUGUCCUUGAUGCAGCUGUGCCGCCUGUGCAUCAGGAGGUGCUUUGGACACCAGCAGCAUCAAAAAAUAACUGGACUUCUCCUCCCAGAUGAGCUGAAACAUUUCCUUCUCCACAUUUGA